Messenger RNA from Cladocopium goreaui, 1975 nucleotides. The record is from the annotation of a GenBank genome assembly. Lineage: Eukaryota; Dinophyceae; Suessiales; Symbiodiniaceae.
CUGUGGACUUGAGCUUUGCGUGGACUGCUCCAGACUGAGGAGGAUGCACUGAUGACAUCGGUUGGAAGUAGAUCCCGCAGUCGAAGCCCGCGCCCGGAGACGGAGACCGAGACCUUCGAUGUCGAGGUGAAGCUCCUGUCUGGUGAAACGCUGGCCACUAUCAAGGUCAAUGCAGCUGACCCGGUGUCCCAGCUGCGGGAGAAGAUCGAGGCCCUGGACGUGUCGGAGCUGGGCACCUUUCCGCAGAGCGCCUUGAUGUUUGGCCGACACGAGCUGGACCUCGGGGACACGGCAGGUGCCGUCGGUCUUUGUCAGGGCUCGGUGCUCACACUCCUGCGUCUUCCGCCGCGGAAGCUGUGCACAGCCUCAGAGGAUGGCACGGCGCGAAUAUUUGAACUUCAUACUGGAAAGACUUUGAGCAUCCUGGGGGGGCACUGCAGUGCUGUGGUGUCGGUCACUUUUUCAGAAGACGUCACCAGAGCAUUGACCACGACCUCUUCCCGUUCCAUUGCCAUGUACGACGCCAGCAGUGGGGUUCAAAUCUGGAGAGUUCUUGGACCGGUGCAGGAUGCGUGUUUGGCGGCAGAUGGACGGAGAGUUCUGGUUAUGGACUCACAUUCGGUCGUUGGCCUGCUGGAUGCCCAAACCGGGCGCUUGUUGACCAACCUUGUGCAUCAUGCGUACUACGUUUGCACAGCAGUGUUUUCUCCAGAUGGGAAGGCUCUUUUGACUUCCUCUGUUGAGGGCUUUGCCCGGCUUUUCGAUGUGGAAACUGGCGGCUGCUUGGUCACCUUUGGUCGCAAAGCCACUGGGGGGAGGAGUGUGGGCAUGUCGGCGGCCUCUUUCUCACCAGAUGCGACGAAAGUGCUUGCGAGUAUGUAUGAUGGCUCUGCUGAUCUCUAUGAUCGCACCUCUGGGGAGCGGAUUUGCUCUUGUGCUGGUCACAAGUUCUCUUUGAGAUCCUGUAUCAUGUCACCAGAUGGCAAGAAGAUCCUCACUGCAUCCAAGGAUGGCACCUCCAAGUUGUUCUGCGCCUCCAGCGGUGAGUGCCUGGGCAGCUUUGACGCCGAAGCGGUGCUCUGUGGAGCCAACUUCUCGCCAGACCUUUCGAAGGUUCUAACUGCUGCGCAAGAUGGUGUGGCAAAGCUCUUUGAUACACAUAGCGGUGCUUGCUUGCAGGAAUUUCCAGACCACUCGGCUCCAGUACUCAGUGCCACGAUGUCGUUCGAUGGUACGUGGGUUCUUACUAGCUCGAGUGACCUGGAAGCCAAGCUCUUCGAGACCAAUACUGGCAGAUGCCUUCGAAGUUUCAUGGAGAAUGGUUUUGUGACAUGUGCGCAGUGGGCACCUGGCGGCCGGCAAUUGCUGCUGGCAUUCUUCAGCGGCAAAGUGGCGGUCUUUGAUCCAGCAAGUGAUCGCUUCGUUCAAGAAUUUGUUGGACACACGGACUGCGUGCAUUCCAUGAAGUUGAUCUGACCAUGCCAACUGCGGCAUCAAGAGGCGUGUCAUACUGAUGCCAGAAUUGACGCUUCUUGGACAGAUAUUCCAACAGUAGCAAAGAUGAAGCGAACGCCAUGCGAUCCAAAAGAGUGCCUUGUACAGAAGUGACUGCGAGCACUAGGCCAGAUCUUCCACGCGUUCUGUCUUUCUAUAUAUGCAUCAAUUGAUAUCAGUUGCUUUAAGGCAGAACAUUGUCCAAAGACAUCACAGACUUCGCACAGAUGUCAUGCGAAAAUGUGCUCUCAAGCGCUAUUGACAUUGAUGUGUGUGUGGGUGUGUUUGUCUGUUGGUGUGUAUGUGUGUGUGUGUCUCACAAUUCAUGGGAUUGAUGCCGUUUCUGAAUCAAUGCUUUUUGAGGUACCGGUGGAAUAUACAGCAAGCCCAUAUUUUUUGAUAUUUUUUGCACAGCCCAUGAGAUACUUCGACGGCGCACCAAGGCAGGAUCGCCUGAGGGUCGGCUUUGGGCUGACUUGUG